CUUCAACUGAGUGGCCACUCAAACUGAAAUAAACGCUUACUGUAAGCUAACGUUGAUUGUCAGCCGUUUGGUGACAUUAUUGCUUAAUAUGUAACGGCAGCUCAUCACACUGCGAUGGACCCGGAGGCCGCGUGUCACCCGAUGGAAGAACUCUAAUGCCGGUUGUGAAUCCUUUACUUCUUUCCUACGGAAUUUCACUCUGACGACUUCCCAGAUCAAAGGUCAUGUAAUUGUUGCUUCAGCGAAUGUAAUCUAUUGAAGGGCCUGAUUAUUUUAGGGGGUAAAUAUAUGAAAUAUAUCACAUGUCAUUGUUAAAUGAGAAAAGCCUUCGCAUGUUGUGUCAGACUGGCGAAUGUAUGCAAAUCUCAAGACGGUUGGUUUUGUUUGCAGAAGUGCUUUUAUGUUUAAGGACUUAAAUCUGUAAUUGCACUUGAAUUAACCACAAAGCCUUUAAAUCGUCCUUCAUCUCUAUCCGGCACGGGCGUGCGUUGUUGUUGCACGUUGUGGUGUAUUCUGCUGCAGAGGGAAUCCGUGCUGCUUGCAGCCGCACCUCAGUGCAAAGAGCUCUCAUUGAUUGCUGUUGCACAACACCGCGCGUUGUGUUUGCGCUCAGAGGUGCUACAGAUGUGUUUAGUGGUCUUGAUUCACAUUCCUAGUUGAGCAAUCGGAAUACUGUUUGGUGCAACACUCGCUCACGGGAGGUUCUGCUGUAGCUGCAGUCUGCUUAAACGGCUGAUGAAAGUUUUAUUACUGUGUGUGUGUGUGUGUGUGUGUGUGUGUGUCUGUUUGUUUUCCUCUGUUUACAAGCAGCAAACAACAUUAAACUCCGAACAAACGAUGUUCCUUCUGGUCAUUUUAUGGUUUUACGGUUUGUGCCCAUCGGCGCCAUGUUUUUGUUGUUAUUUUUCGCCACUAAUCUCUGGCACCAGCAGCAAACCUUUCAGUCACAGUAGGCUCCCGCCUGUGACGCACGGCCUGCUAUCUGACAUGGACCAUAUUUUACAAAACUAGUGUACAAUGUUUACUGAGCGAAUGUAUCAACACAAUCUGGUCAGUGGCGAGAAUUCCAAGUUUCAAGACACUUCCUCACUGGCUUCACUUUGCAGAAUCGGAGAUGCGCUUCCUGUUGCUGUUCAGCCGGCAGGGGAAGCUUCGGCUGCAGAAAUGGUUCACGCCGCUAACGGACCGCGAGAAGAAGAAGGUCAUCCGGGAUGUGAUGGCGUUGGUGUUGGCACGUCCCCCUCGCUCCUGCAACUUCCUCCAUUGGAGGGACAUCAAGGUGGUUUACAAGAGGUAUGCCAGCUUGUAUUUCUGCACGGGUCUGGAGGACCAGGACAACGAGCUGCUGACCCUCGAGGUGCUGCACCGAUACGUCGAGCUGUUGGACAAAUACUUUGGCAACGUUUGUGAGCUGGACAUCAUCUUCAACUUUGAGAAGGCUUACUACAUCCUGGACGAGUUCCUGAUGGGGGGAGAAGUUCUAGAAACAUCCAAGGUGGCAGUGAGCGUGUCCAUGGAGAACGCCGACACACUCCAAGAGACGAUGGAAGAAUACAUGAACAGACCCGCCUUCUGAGCCCCGAGAGGACCAGGGACACGAGAGGACCAGGGUCUCUCAAGACUCGAAGCCAAAGGUUUAUCGCUCCGCAUCAUUUCUGUUUCGUGGCUUUUAUUGACUCAAUUUUAUUUUUAAACCUGUUUCCAAUUAGUUGUUUAUACUUGUUUGGAUCUUUAAGGACAUCUUUAUCCAUCUCAGGGUUUUAUGACUGAAGUCAGUUUGUCAAAAUGCUGUUUUGUGUCUCUGGUAGUUGUGUGAUGAUAGUAAAUGAAGAAACACGACACAGUAGGGAAAAAAUAAAGUCAAUGCUUUAUUCACCUCAGGUAUGUCACAUAUGAGCACAUUUACAAAACAAAUAUAAAAUUAAAAUAAAAAACACAAGUAAUCUAUGGGAUCCAACACUGA
Messenger RNA from Gasterosteus aculeatus aculeatus (three-spined stickleback), 1963 nucleotides. It is a transcript of the gene ap1s3a, whose product is annotated as adaptor related protein complex 1 subunit sigma 3a. NCBI's taxonomy places the organism in Eukaryota, Metazoa, Chordata, Actinopteri, Perciformes, Gasterosteidae. Gene Ontology annotation, cellular component: AP-1 adaptor complex; membrane coat. The record is from RefSeq and is a predicted model, not a curated record. Gene Ontology annotation, biological process: vesicle-mediated transport; intracellular protein transport. Gene Ontology annotation, molecular function: clathrin-cargo adaptor activity.